AUGACAAAGCACGUCAACAGUAACAGCGACGACGUCUCAACUGACGAUUGCACCCAACGCACCCAGACCCACGCCCAUAACGACCUCCACGACGGCCAUCACGUCCCUGUAGCAGUAGCGGUUCCCAUGACCAGUCAUGUCUCAUCAUCCACUCGCGACUGCGUCUCCACUGCGCGACGAAAGACCGUCCACAGCUUUUCGUUCCGAUCCCUCACCGGCUCCAAGGUCCUGCGUCUGUCCGAGUAUGCGGGCAAGCCUAUUCUCAUCGUAAACGUAGCUUCCCAUUGCAACUCGACGACCACGGCCUAUGUCCAGCUGAACGACUUGAGCCAGCGCUUCCCGAAGCUCGUGAUCCUUGGCUGUCCGUGCAACCAGUUCGGUCAUCAGGAGAACCUCAAUGGAGACGAGAUUUACCAGAGCUUGCGGCACGUUCGACCGGGAAAAGGCUUUGAGCCAGCGUUUCCGCUUACGGAGAAAGUCGAGGUCAAUGGCGCGCACGCCCAUGCGGUGUUUAACUUUCUGCGCAUGGCGCUGCCUCACCCGUGCGAUCGCACGCUGCUGGACGAAAUGACGACACCCAGUGGCGUCUUUUCGCACCCGAUGCGACUCGUUUGGAUGCCAGUGACUCGCGCAGACGUGAGCUGGAACUUUGAAAAGUUCCUCGUUAGCCCGGACGGCACGCCGUACAGACGCUACAGCCCCAAGCUGGACUUUACCGCUAUGGUUGAGGACAUUGAGCUGUUGUGCAAGGUGGACCUGUCGAUUGCAGGGCAGCUAUGA
Peronospora matthiolae is the source of this 780-nucleotide messenger RNA. Lineage: Eukaryota; Oomycota; Peronosporomycetes; Peronosporales; Peronosporaceae. The record is from the annotation of a GenBank genome assembly.